Molecule: messenger RNA, 1005 nt
Organism: Thyridium curvatum
Lineage: Eukaryota; Fungi; Ascomycota; Sordariomycetes; Thyridiales; Thyridiaceae
Exons: 2
Coding region: 1-1005 (334 amino acids)
Biological process (GO): mitochondrial L-ornithine transmembrane transport
Molecular function (GO): L-ornithine transmembrane transporter activity
Source: RefSeq, a predicted model, not a curated record
AUGGCGUCCACCACGCAAGCCAGAGUCGAAGCCCCAGUGUCAGCUUCGGAGAUUCUGGACAUCAAGCCACCCUCUGCAGUCAUGGAAGCCGUUGAAGACAUCGUCUAUGGAUCGGUCGCUGGCAUCGUCGGCAAGUACAUCGAGUAUCCCUUCGACACGGUGAAAGUCCGUCUCCAGUCCCAGCCCGACCACCUCCCCCUGCGAUACACGGGUCCUCUAGACUGCUUCAAGCAGUCGAUCAAGGCAGAUGGGGUCUUGGGGCUGUACCGCGGCAUAUCGGCGCCGCUCUUCGGGGCGGCGCUCGAGACCAGCAGCCUCUUUUUCUUUGAGCGCAUCGGGCGCGAGACGGUCUACGGCUCUGGACUUGUGCCGAGAGACCAGCACUUGCCCCUCUCGGCGCUCUGGUUCACGGGCGCAUUCUCUGGAGUGUUUACGUCGUUCAUCCUCACCCCGAUCGAGUUGGUGAAGUGCAAGAUCCAGGUGCCGGAGACAGAGGCCGGCGUAGUGAAGGCGCCGUUGAGGCCUAUCCCGGUGAUCCGCGAUAUCUGGCGCCACCAGGGUCUUUGGGGUUUCUGGCAUGGCCAGAUGGGCACGCUGAUCCGUGAGGCGGGCGGCUGCGCUGCGUGGUUCGGCAGCAAGGAGACGAGCUCGACGCUGUUUCGAGAAGUCAACAUCCGCAAUGCCAAGACCCCUGCCCAGGUAGAGAAGGCGACGCACGGCGAUCUCCCGCUGUGGCAGCAGGCUAUGGCGGGCGCCUCUGCCGGCAUGUCGUACAACUUCCUCUUCUUCCCCGCCGACACCGUCAAGUCGCGGAUGCAGACGACGCCGAUCGGCGACUCGUCUCUCAACCGAACAUUUUUGAGCGAGGCGCGGGCUCUUUGGAAGCAGGCCGGGCUGAAGGGCUUCUACCGCGGAUGCGGGAUCACGGUCAUGCGCUCAGCACCCAGCUCCGCGUUCAUUUUCAUGGUGUAUGACGGCCUGAAGAAGUACGUUCCUCUGUCAUGA